AUGUACCGUCUGAAUUCGAUAUCGCAUAUGUCGAGAUGCGUUCUACCAAAUAUUAAUUUUAUUCGUUCCGGAGUGAAUACUCGACGUAAUGUACAUGUUUAUAAAAAUGUUUUUGUGAAACUCCCGCGAUUUACCGCUAGGAUAGAAAGAUAUCGUUUCAACGAUAGUCACAAGUCGCAGGACAGAAAAUCCAGGAUGCUCCUUGCAGUAUCGUUGCCUACAUUAAUUUUCAAUUAUCUUCUUGGUAUCGAAGAUACCGACGAAGAAGUCCCGGAAGUCAUUAUGACGAUCAAACGAUCCGUAUUAUUGAUACAGAAGGGAGAAUAUGAUAAAGCAGAGCAAAUGCUACACUUAGCGUUACGCCAAGCACAAACCGUACAACAUUAUGAUGCUGUCACAUACAUCUAUGAUGUAAUGGCUAAUCUUGCUUUCGACACUGGAAAAUAUCGCAAAGCAGAGCAAUUGUUCGUAUCAGUUUUGCAAAGGCUAAUGUCGAAUGGAGCCACAGAAGAUGACAUGCGAGUCAUCCAUAUAAGCCUGAAAAUGGCCAAAGUGUUUGAACAUCUUAACGAGCCAAAGAAAGCAGAGCAGGGUUAUAUAUUUUGUAUGGAAAAUUUGAAAUCACACAUCGAAAAAGAUCCUGAUAAUAAAGACGCUGUGUUGCUACAGGGUAUAGCUUUUGAUUGGUACGCGCGAAUGUUACUUUCACAAUCUCGAUAUACCGAAGCUUUGAAUUAUCUCCUUCAAGCUUAUAAUAUAUGUAAAAAAAUGAAUGGUGAAGAACACGAACAAACUGUUGUUCUGCUUAAUGAUUUGGGAACAAUUUGUUGUAUACGAGAAGAAUAUGAUGAAGCUAUUAAAUAUUUGUCUGCCGCAGUAAAAAUAGGGGAAAACUUACCUGAUAUGGUUGACUUGGGUUCAAUUCACGUGAAUUUAGGAAGUGUGCUUCUAAAAAAAGGUUUAUAUGAUGAAGCUAAAAAAUCUUGUCAACGAGGAAAAAAAAUAGCUGAAAGUAAAGAAGACAAUGAGUCUUUGUUAGAAGCAGAUGAAUGUCUCAAGGAAGUAAAAAGAUUACUGUCGUUGUAAAUCCUUAUGAUUAUUUCAGAUAGUUGUUAAAAAUAUAUGUUUAA
This is a messenger RNA of Trachymyrmex cornetzi, 1130 nucleotides long. RefSeq names its product tetratricopeptide repeat domain 19 (gene Ttc19). The record is from RefSeq and is a predicted model, not a curated record. The transcript has 4 exons. Bases 1 to 1086 code for a protein of 361 amino acids. Gene Ontology annotation, biological process: mitochondrial respiratory chain complex III assembly. Lineage: Eukaryota; Metazoa; Arthropoda; Insecta; Hymenoptera; Formicidae. Gene Ontology annotation, cellular component: mitochondrial inner membrane. Gene Ontology annotation, molecular function: protein binding.